CAGUUCUUGAUCAGUUUCCCGACCACUCCCACUUUAAUUUGCCUUAGAACAUUUAUCUGUUUCUUCGAUCUGCAAUGAGUUUCUUGUCCAAUUUAGCCAAGGGUGCUCUGUCGAAGUCCGAUUCCGACGACAAGGAUAAUAAGUCCGGGACCUCCGACCUGCUCGCCGACGCGAAGCUGGUGGCGGAAGCGGCUCAGGCCCAGUUCCACAACGAGCCGGAGAAGUACGACAAGGGUAAAGUCGCCGGCGCCGCCGCCGAUCUUCUCGACGCGGCUUCUGGCUACGCCAAGCUGGACGAGACCAAGGGAGUCGGGAAGUACGUUGACCAGGCCGAAGACUAUCUCCGCGGCUACAAUUCCGGCCAGGCUCCUCCUCCAGCCGCCGCCGCCGCCGCCGCCGAGGAGCAGAAAGCUCCGGCUUCCGACGCGCCGCCCCCGGCGAAGGACUCCGGCGAGGAAAAACCUCCCGCCGAUGCUGAGAAGCCGUCGGGCGGAGGAUAUGGAGAUUUGAUGAAAAUGGCGGGAGAUUUUCUCCAGAAGUAAUUAAUUAAUUGCUGUUUUUACGAAUUGUCGUAUGUUUUGUGUCUGUGCUUCUGAUUAGUUUGUUGUCUUUGUUUUGAUUUUGUGUAUGUAUUUGUGGGUUUCUUGUAUUAUGAAUGUUUUUAUUAUGAUAAUUAGGGCUGGGCCUUGUUCCUGGCUUUUAUGUGGGCCCAUUUGAGUUUACAUGUCAGAUCUGGUUAUCAACGGCCCAGAUUUAACUACGCUAUAAUCCACUCUUCUUUAAUA
Molecule: messenger RNA, 785 nt
Organism: Andrographis paniculata
Lineage: Eukaryota; Viridiplantae; Streptophyta; Magnoliopsida; Lamiales; Acanthaceae
Product: nodulin-related protein 2
Exons: 1
Coding region: 75-542 (155 amino acids)
Biological process (GO): response to heat; regulation of abscisic acid biosynthetic process
Source: RefSeq, a predicted model, not a curated record